CCCGCAGCCGGUCCCCAUUGGGGCUCCUGGCGGUGGGGCGGGGGGGCCGUGCCGGGGCGGGGGGGAUCUCACCGGCAGCUCCGGUUCUCCGGUUACCGUGGAGACGGGAUGCAGGGAAGCGGCGGCGGCGGCGAGCGGGGCGCUCUCUCCCCGGGCUCGGGGCUCCCCCCGGGCGCCCCGCAGCCCUCCCGGUUCACCGGGACCAUGAGCCGCGUGCCGAGGCCGGCGGGGCCGAGCGCGGGGCGGCCGCGGUGCCGCAGCCCCGUCAGGCGCCCGGUGCCGCUGUCCGGGCAGGGCAAGGACAAGGAGAGGAUGAAGGAGGGCAUGAAGGAGAAGGAGGCGCGCUACAGCAACGGGCACCUCUUCACCACCAUCUCCGUGUCCGGCAUGACCAUGUGCUUCGCCUGCAACAAGAGCAUCACGGCCAAGGAAGCGCUGGUGUGCCCCACCUGCAACGUCACCAUCCACAACCGCUGCAAGGACACCCUGCCCAACUGCACUAAGGUGAAGCAGAAGCAGCAGAAGGCGGCGCUGCUGAAGAACAGCUCAGCCCUGCAGUCGGUGUCCCUGCGCAACAAGAAUGCCAUCCGGGAGCGCCCCAAUUCCGCCAUCUACCCCUCGGAGAGUUUCCGGCAGACGCUGUUGGGGUCCCGCCGCGGCCGCCCCUCCCUGUCCCUGUCCAAGAGCGUCUCCACCACCAACAUCUCGGGGACGUUCAACGAUGACUCUCCCCUGGGCAUCCGGCGGAUCCUGUCCCAGUCCACGGAUUCCCUCAACAUGCGCAACCGGACGCUCUCGGUGGAGUCGCUGAUCGACGAAGGCCCCGACGUCAUCCUGAGCCAGCUGCUGAGCGAUUUGGAGGCGGACGGGAAGGAGUUCGAGGCGGAUUCCUGGAGCCUGGCGGUGGAUAACAGCUUCCUGCAGCAGCACCGCAUGGACGUCAUGAAGCGGCAGGACGUCAUCUACGAGCUGAUGCAGACGGAGCUGCACCACGUGCGGACGCUGAAGAUCAUGGGCGCCCUGUUCCGCAGGGCGAUGCUGGAGGAGCUGCAGCUGGACCCCGGCACCGUCCAGCGCAUCUUCCCCUGCCUGGAUGAGCUCAGCCACAUCCACGAGCGCUUCCUGGCCCAGCUCCUGGAGCGGCGCCGGGAAUCGCUGGCCCAGGACAGCAACAAGAACUUCGUCAUCGACCGCCUCGGGGACAUCCUCGUCACCCAGUUCUCGGGCCCGAGCGCGGAGCAGCUGCGCAAAGCCUACGCCGAGUUCUGCAGCAAGCACACCAAGGCGCUCAAGGAGUACAAGGACCUGCUGGCCCGGGACAAGCGCUUCCAGCAGUUCAUCCGGAGGGUGACACGAUCCCCCCUCCUCCGCCGCCACGGCGUGCCCGAGUGCAUCCUGCUGGUGACGCAGCGCAUCACCAAGUACCCGGUGCUCAUCGAGCGCAUCCUCAAGAAUUCCAAAGACAACGAGGGGGACUGCGCGGACCUGUCGCGGGCGCUGCGGCUGGUGAAGGAGCUGCUCUCGGCCGUGGACGAGGAGGUUCACGCGUGGGAGCUGCGCGGGCGCCUCUGGGACGUUUUCCGGCGCGUGGAUCCCCGCGCCAAGGUGCCGCUGCUGUGGGACAGCCGGCCCGGAGCCUUCGGCAGGGACGAGCUGCUGCGCAGGAAGCUGGUGCACAGCGGGGCGAUGCUCUGGAAAACGGCCGCCGGGCGCUUCAAAGAUGUCCUGGUGCUGCUGAUGACGGACGUGCUGGUGUUCCUGCAAGAGAAGGACCAGAAAUACACCUUCCCCAUGCUGGACAAGCCGGCCGUCAUCUCCCUGCAAAACCUGAUCGUGAGGGACAUCGCCAACCAGGAGAAGGGCAUGUUCCUGAUCAGCGCCGCCCCGCCCGAGAUGUACGAGGUGCACGCGGCGUCCCGCGAUGACCGCAACCACUGGAUGAAGGUCAUCCAGCAGGCGGUCAGCCUCUGUCCAAGCCGCCAGGAUUUCCCCCUGAUUGAGACGGAGACGGAAGCGUCCUUGCGGAAGCUGAAAGAGCGGAUGGAGCAGCACGACCGUCAGAUCGCGGCGCUGCUGGAGGACAAGGUCGGCAUUUUUGCCGACAUGCUGGCGCUGGGCAGCGGCUCCGAGCCCCCCCAAGCCCCCCGCGGGACCCCCUUCCCCGGGGACCCCGCCCGGGCGCCCCGCGGGGACGUGCUGCUGCACGACGCCAUCCGGGAAGUGGAGUGCCUGAAGGAGAUUUUCACGGGAUGCACCCGGGAUCGGGAUCGGGAUCAGAACCACAACAACCGCCCCGAGGCCGAGAGCUGCCCCAGCCCCAGCGCCAGCAACGGCGACUCCGGCAGCAUCAACGGCUCCUUGGAAUUCCGGGUGGAUCCCGAUGCUGGGCAGCGGGACGGGAAUGGGAACCAAGUCCCGCCCAGGGGAUCCCAGGAGGAGAUCAACCAGCGCCUGGUGAACCUGUACGGGCUCCUGCUGCGGCUCCAGCUCCAGCUGACGCACCGGGAUGUUCUGUUGGAGCUGCAGCUGCCGGAGGCGCUGCAGCGGCCGCGGCCCCGCCGGGGCUCCCAGCCGGCCGUGCCGGUUACCGGGGGCGCGGAACCGGGCCCCGGGGCGGAGCUGGCGCUGCUGCAGCGGCAGCACGGGCUGGUGCAGGAGGAGCUGAGCCGCUGCCGCCAGCUGUGCCAGGAACGGGCGCAGGAGGCGGCGGCGCUGGAGUCGCGGCUGCGGGACAGCGAACGGGAGCGCUCCCGGUUGGAACGGGAGCUGCAGGAGGCGCGGGGAGCAGCGGCGGGGCCGCGGGGCCGGCGGGCGGCGGAGCCCCGGCGCAGGAGCCUCCCGGCCGGGGAUGCGCUGUACCUGAGCUUCACCCCCCCGCAGCUGAUCCACGGCAGCCCCCCCGCCCACUCCCCCGCCGCCCCCGGCCCCCGGGACGAGCUGGAAUUCCCGGGCACCGACCCCGAGCGGCUCCGCCAGGGGGGUGAGGACAGCCUGGACGUGCUCCUGGAGGGCGAGGGGGGCUUGGGGAGCCGCCACUCCCCCCCCGCCAGCCCCCGAGAUUUCCUGAGGAUGCAGGAUAUUCCCGAGGAGGCGGAGAACAGCCAGGAGCUGAAGGAGGGCGACGGGGACAGUUAGGGACCCCCGCAGCCCCCCCAGCCCCCCACGAUCCCCCCAGGACACGCCGGGGGCUGGAUCCGGCUGUGGGGAGCGUUGGGAAAAGCGGGAUGGGGACGCUGCUAUUCCCACGGGAGCCUUAUGGGAACGGGGGGGUCCGGUCGCCCCCUCCCCUACUCCAGCCCGGGGGGGACAGGGGUGACAUCGUGUCCCUCCUCCUCCCGCUGGGAUUUAUUUAUUUAUUUGGAUGUUUUGGGGUGCGGGAGGUGGCCCCAGGGCGAGGAACUUCCAGCUCCUGGGUCAGCGGUGACAGUGACCCCCCGUCCCCGGUGUCGGGGGGCUGCUCAAGGGUGGGGCGGGGAGGGACGGGGUCCCCGCGGAUUAACUGUAAAAACAAAGGGCGAAAAGAAAUGAAAAAUAUUAAAAAAAAAAAAAAAAUUUGGAAAAUCCUGAAAA
Messenger RNA from Taeniopygia guttata (zebra finch), 3570 nucleotides. It is a transcript of the gene ARHGEF2, whose product is annotated as Rho/Rac guanine nucleotide exchange factor 2. The record is from RefSeq and is a predicted model, not a curated record. Gene Ontology annotation, cellular component: ruffle membrane; cytoskeleton. Gene Ontology annotation, biological process: actin filament organization; cell morphogenesis; positive regulation of neuron differentiation. Lineage: Eukaryota; Metazoa; Chordata; Aves; Passeriformes; Estrildidae. Gene Ontology annotation, molecular function: microtubule binding; guanyl-nucleotide exchange factor activity.